GAGCAAUCAGGUCUCGUGAUGAAGAAAGCACGCGCUUUCUUUAUUCGAGUGGAUAAUAAGGCUAUCGACACAGUGAACUGUGGUCCGAUCUCCCGAAUGGCCGCAGGAAACACGUGGAUACGGACUGUGGGUGUUGAAGCGAGGGCGUUCCUGUUCUCUCUGCUACCACUAUGGUCGUUGCCUCUUCGUCUAUCACUGAAACCGUCGAUUUCAUCAACGCAAAUGUACCUCAGAAUCUUCAAAACCCUAGGGUCGGUAUCAUCUGUGGAUCCGGAUUAAGUGGCCUAGCAUCCUCUUUGAAGGAUAUCGUGCUCGUUCCAUAUUCUGCUAUCCCGGGAUUUGCUCAGAGCACAGUCCCGGGACACAAGAGCUCUCUGGCGUUUGGAUUCAUCGGAAGGACAAGCGUUCCUGUGGUCGCCAUGCUUGGACGGUUCCAUCCCUAUGAGGGCCACCCACUCACCUCGGUUACUUACCCAAUCCGUGUCAUGGCGCGAUUAGGCGUACGGGACGUGAUUCUUACCAACGCCGCUGGUGCCCUCAACCCAAAACUCAAGGUCGGAACUGUGGUCGUCGUUCAAGACCAUUUAGCACUACCUAAUUUGACGGGUUUGAACCCUCUCCUUGGACCUCAAGUCAACCUCGAUCGUCCUCGCUUUCUACCCUUAUCCGAUGCGUAUUCUGUGAGACUCCGUCGUAUGGCAUUCCUAGCUUCUCGUCAGCUAUCAUUCGACCAGUCUGCUCUUGAAGAGGGCGUGUACGCGUGGGUUGGUGGUCCCACUUAUGAGACACCGGCAGAAGGUCGAUUUCUACGCAUUGCUGGCGCUGAUGUUGUUGGGAUGAGUACCGUGCCUGAGGUAGUGGUAGCAAGAGAAGAGGGCAUGGAAGUCAUGGUGCUCAGUUUAGUGACUAAUGCGGUAGUGAUACCAGAGAGCUACAGAAGCAUUAAAGAUGAGGUCAACGCGGAGCUCGCCGGCAAGAAGAUAGAUGUCGCGCCGGAACAGACCGUUUCUCAUGAGGAGGUCCUCAGCUUAGGUGUGGAGAAAGGCGAUUUGAUCAGGGCCCUCGUCGAGAGAGUGGUGGAACUUAUAGAACCAAGUCAAGCUACUUGAUUGCGUCGUUCAAAAGAAUGUAUGUCGGAAAUUUUCAAUAAGACAGGUGAAGCACACCACAAGUCGUAGAGGUGCAGAUGACCCCCUAUAUCUUU
Molecule: messenger RNA, 1204 nt
Organism: Marasmius oreades (fairy-ring Marasmius)
Lineage: Eukaryota; Fungi; Basidiomycota; Agaricomycetes; Agaricales; Marasmiaceae
Exons: 5
Coding region: 171-1109 (312 amino acids)
Biological process (GO): nucleoside metabolic process
Cellular component (GO): cytoplasm
Molecular function (GO): purine-nucleoside phosphorylase activity
Source: RefSeq, a predicted model, not a curated record